Messenger RNA from Cynocephalus volans (Philippine flying lemur), 2191 nucleotides. It is a transcript of the gene GTF2F1, whose product is annotated as general transcription factor IIF subunit 1. Gene Ontology annotation, cellular component: transcription factor TFIIF complex; nucleus. NCBI's taxonomy places the organism in Eukaryota, Metazoa, Chordata, Mammalia, Dermoptera, Cynocephalidae. The coding region runs from base 152 to 1705 and encodes 517 amino acids. The transcript has 13 exons. Gene Ontology annotation, biological process: positive regulation of transcription elongation by RNA polymerase II; transcription initiation at RNA polymerase II promoter. The record is from RefSeq and is a predicted model, not a curated record. Gene Ontology annotation, molecular function: TFIIF-class transcription factor complex binding; RNA polymerase II general transcription initiation factor activity; DNA binding.
CAGGGCCCGCGGUGUCUGUGGUUUGUAGUCCUCGCUCAGGGCCAGAGAGGCGACAUCUAGAGUGCGGCGUUCUCGGGACAGCGGGACGCAGACUUAAGGGAAGACGAAAAGAAUCCGGGUCGGAUCGGACCCGAACCACCGACCAUUGCCCAUGGCAGCCCUAGGCCCCGGCAGCCAGAAUGUCACCGAGUACGUCGUUCGAGUCCCUAAGAACACCACCAAGAAGUAUAACAUAAUGGCUUUCAAUGCAGCUGAUAAAGUCAACUUUGCUACUUGGAAUCAGGCUCGGCUGGAGCGGGACUUGAGCAACAAGAAAAUUUACCAAGAGGAGGAGAUGCCUGAGUCGGGCGCGGGCAGCGAGUUCAACCGCAAGCUUCGGGAGGAGGCUCGGAGGAAAAAGUACGGCAUCAUCCUCAAGGAGUUCCGGCCCGAGGACCAGCCCUGGCUGCUCCGUGUCAAUGGCAAAUCGGGCAGGAAGUUCAAAGGCAUAAAGAAGGGAGGCGUGACAGAGAAUACAUCCUACUACAUCUUCACCCAGUGCCCUGAUGGGGCCUUUGAGGCCUUCCCUGUGCACAACUGGUACAAUUUCACGCCAUUGGCCCGGCACCGCACACUCACCGCUGAGGAGGCCGAGGAGGAGUGGGAGAGGAGGAACAAGGUGCUGAACCACUUCAGCAUCAUGCAGCAGCGGCGGCUCAAGGACCAGGAUCAGGACGAGGACGAGGAGGAGAAGGAGAAGCGCGGCCGCAAGAAGGCCAGCGAGCUGCGCAUCCACGACCUGGAGGACGACCUGGAGAUGUCGUCCGACGACAGCGAUGCUAGCGGCGACGAGGGCGGCAGAGCUCCCAAGGCCAAGAAGAAGGCUCCGCCAGCCACGGCGGGCAGGAAGAAGAAGAAGAAGAAGGGCUCGGAUGACGAGGCCCUGGAGGACAGUGAUGACGGCGACUUCGAGGGCCAGGAGGUGGACUACAUGUCCGACGGCUCCAGCAGCUCCCAGGACGAGACGGAGGGCAAGCCCAAGGUCCCGCAGCAGGAGGACGGGCCCAAGGGCGUAGAUGAGCAGAGCGAGAGCAGCGAGGAGAGCGAGGAGGAGAAGCCCCCCGAGGAGGAGAAGGAGGAGGAGGAGGAGAAGAAGGCCGCCACGCCUCAGGAGAAGAAGCGCCGGAGAGACAGCAGCGAGGAGUCUGACAGCUCGGAGGACAGCGACAUCGACAGCGAGGCCUCCUCUGCCCUCUUCAUGGCGAAGAAGAAGACGCCCCCCAAGAGGGAGCGGAAGCCGUCCGGAGGCAGCUCGCGGGGCAACAGCCGCCCUGGCACACCCAGCACCGAGAGCAGCAGCACGUCCUCCACCCUGCGGGCUGCCGCCACCAAGCUAGAGCAAGGGAAGCGGACGAGCGAGCCGCAGGCCGCCAAGCGGUUACGGCUGGAUCCCGGACCCCAGAGCUUGUCCGGGAAGUCGACCCCCCAGCCGCCGUCGGGGAAGUCGACGCCCAGCAGCGGUGACGUGCAGGUGACUGAGGACGCCGUGCGCCGCUACCUGACGCGAAAGCCCAUGACCACCAAGGACUUGCUGAAAAAGUUCCAGACCAAGAAGACGGGGCUGAGCAGCGAGCAGACAGUGAAUGUGCUGGCGCAGAUCCUCAAGCGCCUCAACCCCGAGCGCAAGAUGAUCAACGACAAGAUGCACUUCUCCCUGAAGGAGUGACAGCCUGCUGCCACUGCCCUGCCCUCCCAGUUAAACAGGCUCUGCUCUCCAGAACUUCUCAGACUGUCACGCUCCACGUGCUCAUUGAACCCGUGUGCGUCCACUGCCUAUCUGUGGUUCUGCUCCCUGAGCCCCUGGACCUUGGUGCUACCAAUUCUGGAAGAGCCUGAGCAGUUUCCUCCUCCAUUUGCUUCUCCCCAGCUCCUCCGCCUGUUAGAUCUCAUUCUCCUCCUCAUGGCUCAUCCCUGCACACUGAGCAUGCCUCUGUGCUGCCACUGGGUAGCUUUUCUUUCUUUUUGGUGGCUCUCUGGUGUGGGGAUCCGAACCGUUGACCUUGGUGUUGUUAACACUAGGCUCUACCCAACUGAGCUAAUCGGCCAGCCCAACCACUGGGUAACUCUGCAGCUCUGUCUUCCCCUUCACUAAUUCUCUCUCUAGCAGUUGCUUAUUUACCUUGUAACCCAGUAAAUAGUUUCAGUGACUCCA